Notodromas monacha is the source of this 1011-nucleotide messenger RNA. The record is from the annotation of a GenBank genome assembly. Lineage: Eukaryota; Metazoa; Arthropoda; Ostracoda; Podocopida; Cyprididae.
AUGUCGCUCAAGUGCUUGAUGAGAACUUUGCCAACACGACUGACGGUUCAUCAGUUCGGAAUAAUAACGAUAAUAAUUUUAAACACUGUUCCUUAUUCCAUCAAUGCUGAUCCGAAUCCCAGAGCCUCAGUGCAUCCCAAGGUGUUGCUGAUCUCAUUCGACGGAUUCAGACACGACUAUUUCGACUCGCACGGUCCUUUGCCGGCCCUCGAAGCAUUGGCAGACGCGGGGACAUACGUACCGGAAGUGACUAACGUGUUUCCUACAAAGACCUUCGGGAAUCACUUGUCCAUAGUGACUGGACUGCAUCCCGGAUACCACGGCGGAUACGCCAACACUAUUUACGACCGUGACACUGGUCAAGUCGUGAGUCUGUUCAGCGAUGCAGGGGAGAAAUUCGUGGGGCGGAAUCCUGGAGUACAAGCGCAGAUCCACAUAAUUCGAAAGCAUCCAGGGCAAAAUAUGUUGCUCAAGUGCUUGAUGAGAACGUUGCCAACACGACUGACGGUUCAUCAGUUCGGAAUAAUAACGAUAAUAAUUUUAAACACUGUUCCUUAUUCCAUCAAUGCUGAUCCGAAUCCCAGAGCCUCGGUGCAUCCCAAGGUGUUGCUGAUCUCAUUCGACGGAUUCAGGCACGACUAUUUCGACUCGCACGGUCCUUUGCCGGCACUCGAAGCAUUGGCAGACGCGGGGACAUACGUACCGGAAGUGACUAACGUGUUUCCUACAAAGACCUUCGGGAAUCACUUGUCCUUAGUGACUGGACUGCAUCCCGGAUACCACGGCGGAUACGCCAACACUAUUUACGACCGUGACACUGGUCAAGUCGUGAGUCUGUUCAGCGAUGCAGGGGAGAAAUUCGUGGGGCGGAAUCCUGGAGUCUUGCCCCUGUGGGAGGACUCUCUCCAGGGCCGGCCUAAGGCGGGUGCAGCGGGUUCACUGCACACGGGCGCCUGGCUAGGGGGGGCGCAAAAAUCAGUGCCAGGGUUGGCGCAAAAAUCAGACCUGACC